Messenger RNA from Melanaphis sacchari, 504 nucleotides. RefSeq lists its product as uncharacterized. The transcript has 2 exons. NCBI's taxonomy places the organism in Eukaryota, Metazoa, Arthropoda, Insecta, Hemiptera, Aphididae. The record is from RefSeq and is a predicted model, not a curated record. The coding region runs from base 1 to 504 and encodes 167 amino acids.
AUGGCAAAGAAAGUAGGAGAUUCAGCCGAACUCAAUUACGACAUGAACUACAAUUUGUUUUUGUUGAAGACUUCUAUGCAGAACUUGAAAACAGCACAGGAUAAACAUAAUGUAAACCGUUGGGUGCAUAAACUGUUGGCAAGCAAUAAGACGGUUGCUGAAAUGAAGCUCCGAAAUGAUUUCAUGUUUCAUCUGGUGACGGCCGUCCAGGAGGGUGAGCUUCGCCCACCGUUCAACCAAUAUCCACCGUCGUUACCUCUCAACAAUCUAACAUAUCUACUAACGGGAAAUGCACCCAGUUCUGGCGGUAAAGACGGGAAAAAAGGCGCUGGCGCUUGGGAGUGUGACCUAUCCAGUGAAGACACGGAAAAGCCCAUGUUGUACAGACAAUCACCAGACGGCGGAGCGUUUUUGGCCGCACAACCUGUACCAAAGUGUGGAGCGUUUUGCUACUUGGCCGUGGUCAGUAAACCACCAGCGAAGGACGACAAGCCUAAGUUGUAA